GAUUGACCCUACUUGCCAUUCUAUAAACUCUCCCUUGUGUUCUUCACUUUCUACAUUGCCUUUCUUGCACAAAAAAAAUCAUUCUCUCCACUCACAAACAAAAAAUAUGUGCCACUCCAAGUUUUCUAAGCCUGAUCAUAUCAAUGGCCGUCCGGUUCUUCAGCCUAAAUCAAACCAAGUUCCUGUCUUGGAACGGCGUAGUUCGCUUAAGAAAGUCUCUCCACGGUCUCCUACUUUGUCACCUAAAUCUUCACCAAUUAGUACUGCUAGUACUAGGCCUUCAUUGUCCCCUCCUAUCUCUCCUAAGCUAAAAUCACCAAAAUCAUCACCAUUGCUUAAAACAAGAAACAAUGACAAGGCCCUGAACUUGACUACUGAAUUGUCCCCGGUGAAGAAGGCGAAGAAAGCCGGUGCUAACAACAAUUCAGUGAAAGUUGAGGCUCCAGGAAGCAUUGCAGCAAAAAGAAGAGAACAAGUUGCCACAAUGCAGGAACAGAGAAAAUUGAGAAUUGCUCAUUAUGGAAGGACUAAAUCUGCCAAGUUAGAAAAGAAGGUGGUUCCGAUUGAUUCUUCAUCGUCUACUAGUACUAUUACUCAAGAAGAAAACAGAUGUGGAUAUAUGACAUCUAAUUCAGAUCCUGUUUAUGUUGCUUACCAUGAUGAAGAAUGGGGUGUUCCUGUCCAUGAUGAUAUGAUGUUGUUUGAACUGUUAGUGUUAACUGCUGCACAACUUGGAUCAGAUUGGACUUCAGCCUUGAAAAAGCGCCAAUCUUUCAGGGAGGCCUUUUCUGGGUUUGAUGCGGAAGUUGUUGCCAAAUUCACAGAAAAGAAAAUCACAUCAAUUAGUGCUGAUUACAGCAUUGAUUUAAGCCUAAUCAGAGGAAUUGUUGACAACUCAAAAGGCGUCCUCCAAGUUAAGAAGGAAUUUGGGUCAUUUGACAAGUACUUGUGGAGGUUUGUGAGUCACAAGCCUAUUUGUACCCAAUACAGAUCAUGCCACAAAGUCCCUUUUAAGACCUCAAAGUCAGAAACCAUAAGCAAGGACAUGGUGAAGAGAGGGUUUAGGUUUGUGGGACCAACUAUUGUUUAUUCAUUCAUGCAAGCUGCUGGUCUCACAAAUGACCACUUGAUCACUUGUCCUCAACACAUCCAAUGCACUUCCAGGGCAAUCUCAACAUCCUAGUGUAGAAACGGCUUUAUAGAAUCACAAGCAACCACAGGUCCAUGUAUGGCACAAGAAAUGUUUAUAAGGCAUAUACGAGAGUUUUUUUUAUGGUAGUAGUGAUGGGUUCAGGGAAAGUAAAGAAAGGAAGUGUUGAAAUUGUGUAUACCACUAUGUUCAUUUAUGUUAAAUGUAAGUGCAUGAUUUCAGUUUUUCUA
Molecule: messenger RNA, 1380 nt
Organism: Tripterygium wilfordii
Lineage: Eukaryota; Viridiplantae; Streptophyta; Magnoliopsida; Celastrales; Celastraceae
Product: probable GMP synthase [glutamine-hydrolyzing]
Exons: 4
Coding region: 107-1183 (358 amino acids)
Biological process (GO): base-excision repair
Molecular function (GO): DNA-3-methyladenine glycosylase activity
Source: RefSeq, a predicted model, not a curated record